Messenger RNA from Saccharomyces cerevisiae S288C, 1116 nucleotides. It is a transcript of the gene RAD14, whose product is annotated as DNA repair protein RAD14. The transcript has 2 exons. Gene Ontology annotation, biological process: nucleotide-excision repair. Gene Ontology annotation, molecular function: damaged DNA binding. The record is from RefSeq and is marked reviewed. Lineage: Eukaryota; Fungi; Ascomycota; Saccharomycetes; Saccharomycetales; Saccharomycetaceae. Gene Ontology annotation, cellular component: nucleus. Bases 1 to 1116 code for a protein of 371 amino acids.
AUGACUCCCGAACAAAAGGCCAAACUAGAGGCUAACAGGAAAUUAGCAAUAGAACGGUUAAGAAAAAGGGGAAUACUGAGUAGCGACCAAUUGAAUCGAAUAGAAAGUAGGAAUGAACCUUUAAAAACCCGGCCUCUCGCAGUUACUAGUGGCAGCAAUCGGGAUGAUAAUGCAGCAGCCGCAGUACAUGUGCCAAAUCAUAAUGGACAACCGUCUGCGCUUGCUAACACUAACACUAACACUACUUCACUUUAUGGUAGCGGAGUAGUUGAUGGAAGUAAAAGGGAUGCGUCGGUACUCGACAAAAGGCCAACGGAUAGAAUCAGACCUAGCAUAAGGAAACAAGAUUACAUUGAGUACGAUUUUGCCACCAUGCAGAACUUGAAUGGUGGUUAUAUCAACCCUAAGGACAAGCUUCCAAAUUCUGACUUUACCGAUGACCAAGAAUUUGAAUCUGAGUUUGGAUCUAAAAAGCAGAAGACACUACAGGACUGGAAAAAGGAACAACUUGAACGGAAAAUGCUGUACGAAAAUGCACCUCCUCCAGAGCAUAUUUCAAAGGCGCCGAAAUGUAUUGAAUGUCAUAUUAAUAUUGAGAUGGAUCCUGUGCUACAUGAUGUGUUCAAGUUACAAGUUUGUAAACAGUGUUCUAAGGAGCAUCCAGAAAAGUAUGCACUACUGACGAAAACAGAAUGUAAGGAAGAUUACUUUUUAACAGACCCCGAAUUGAAUGAUGAGGAUCUCUUUCAUAGACUAGAAAAGCCGAACCCUCAUUCGGGGACAUUUGCAAGAAUGCAACUAUUUGUUAGAUGUGAAGUGGAAGCCUUUGCGUUCAAGAAAUGGGGUGGAGAAGAAGGUUUAGAUGAGGAAUGGCAACGUCGUGAAGAAGGAAAGGCUCACAGAAGGGAGAAAAAAUACGAAAAGAAAAUCAAGGAAAUGCGACUGAAAACAAGAGCUCAAGAAUAUACUAAUAGAUUAAGAGAAAAGAAGCAUGGGAAAGCCCAUAUUCAUCAUUUUAGUGAUCCAGUUGAUGGAGGUAUUGAUGAAGACGGUUAUCAAAUUCAAAGAAGAAGAUGUACAGACUGCGGGCUAGAAACUGAAGAAAUUGACAUUUAA